AACCAUUUGAUGCAGGUCUUGAAUAUUUCCUAUUUCGCAAUCAUUUUUUUCUGCCAAUUCCGCAGUUACGCUUAUUAUCAGUGUUUGCAUAGCACAUGAUUCGCGGGCAGCCAAUGGGCGAGUUGGUUUUUUUAACCCGGGUUAGUGCGUCAGCGCUGUUAGCCGGGAGAAAUCUGCAUCGCACUCAGUUCCUGCGCCUCUUAAAAGAAAAUAUAGACCCAAUGCUGACCGUGAUAUGACAGUAUCACUGCUCCUCAAGCCACACUGGAUCGACUCGGUGAUGUAUCUUUAUGGGAAUAAAUCGGAUGAGAUUAAUACGAAUAACGGCGUGAUGGAAGGGUUUGUCGGUGCGGGGAAUUUCACCGCGAACCAGUGCAGGAAUUUAAUGGCCCACCCUGCGCUCGGGGCUCAUCCGGCACCUUUGGUUCACGGUUCUGGGUACUCGACGGUCGAUGUGUCCGGCCCCGGGAUGGUGGAACCCGGCAAGCAAUGCACCCCAUGCCCGGUGCCCCAGGCCUCCACCGCCGCUCCUUUACCGUACGGAUACUUCGGCAGCGGUUACUACUCCUGUCGAAUGGGUCGGAGCCCCAUCAAACCGUGCACUCAGCCGGCCACGCUCUCCGGUUACCCAGGAGACAAGUACAUGGACAGCCCGGUGCCGACCGACGAGUACCCUGGACGGCCUAAGGAGUUCACCUUUUAUCAUGGCUAUGCCAGUCCUUACCAGCCAAUGCCAAGCUAUUUGGACGUUUCCGUCGUCCAAACUAUAAGUGGCGCCGGAGAGCCGAGACAUGAAGGCUUGGUGCCUAUGGACGGCUACCAGCCCUGGGCCCUGAAUGGAUGGAAUAGUCAAAUGUACUGUCCGAAGGAACAAGCGCAGCCGGGACAUCUAUGGAAAUCCACGCUCACAGCAGAUGUCCCUGGGCACCAACAGGAUGGAAACUCCUUUCGCCGCGGGAGGAAGAAGCGGAUUCCUUACACCAAAGUCCAACUGAAAGAACUGGAGAGGGAAUACACCACAAAUAAAUUCAUCACGAAAGAUAAGAGAAGGAAGAUCUCGGCGGCCACGAACCUGAGCGAACGGCAGAUCACGAUUUGGUUUCAAAACAGAAGGGUGAAGGAAAAGAAAGUGAUCGCAAAAGUAAAAACCAACACACCUUAAUUAAAGAUAUAUUUUUGAAAAGGAUAAAUCAGACUGAUCAAGAGAAGUGUAUCAUAGUGGAUCGUGAGGAAUUGGUGGCCAGGGGUUUAAAUGAACACAUCUUUCACGGAGUUGUGGCUGCAGAAUGCUAUCUCAUUUUUUCGGUAAUGGAGGAUUUGUUAUGGAAUGACAUUAAAACGUGGACUAAAAUACAUGGUCAGAGUGUAAAUAUAAUUAUAGCAACGCUGUAACCAUACCGACAUCAAUGUGUAUUCUGAGUUUUACGCUAGUGAAGGAAUGCAACAUAUGUCUUGGUGUAGAAGCUGUUUUAUGUUUUAUUUAGAUCGCGUAUGAAAACUAUUGCUUGUUGCCUGCAGUAAAUCCGCAUUAACGCUGUUCUUAAUCAAAAACAGUCGAGGGAAAUAUUAAUAAAACAGGUUUAAUGGUUUUGCGACUCUUUUAAUUUUGUCGAACAUUAUUUUACAAGGAAUGUCCCCGCAUUCCGGAUCCACUUAAUAUUAGGCAAGCAAGUUUUAAACAAAAAUCGAAGUAGGUAUCUGGUCAUGUAAUAUUUGGAUGUUACACAUAAUGAGACGACAAUCCUAGUGUUUUAGCACUGGGAUAGCAACGAAUUAUUCUUGAUUGAGCCAGAAACUGUACGGAAUAUUGGAUGGCUUAUCAUUAAAAAAAAAGAUAUUCGCCUUAUUAUUUAAAUAUUAGCAGGUGCUCGCUAUUUGAAAUCGUAGCGUGCCGCAAAACGUACUUUUGGAGAUUGUCAGUUGAGUAAAGUCGAAGCUUAAUACCAGCUAGGAUUGGACGAAAUUAGCCGGAA
Messenger RNA from Leucoraja erinaceus (little skate), 1973 nucleotides. It is a transcript of the gene hoxb13a, whose product is annotated as homeobox B13a. Gene Ontology annotation, biological process: regulation of transcription by RNA polymerase II. The coding region runs from base 236 to 1162 and encodes 308 amino acids. The transcript has 2 exons. NCBI's taxonomy places the organism in Eukaryota, Metazoa, Chordata, Chondrichthyes, Rajiformes, Rajidae. Gene Ontology annotation, molecular function: DNA-binding transcription factor activity, RNA polymerase II-specific; RNA polymerase II cis-regulatory region sequence-specific DNA binding. The record is from RefSeq and is a predicted model, not a curated record.